Messenger RNA from Anarrhichthys ocellatus (wolf-eel), 1215 nucleotides. Its product is annotated as pre-mRNA 3' end processing protein WDR33. The transcript is spliced from 7 exons. Gene Ontology annotation, cellular component: mRNA cleavage and polyadenylation specificity factor complex. The record is from RefSeq and is a predicted model, not a curated record. Lineage: Eukaryota; Metazoa; Chordata; Actinopteri; Perciformes; Anarhichadidae. Bases 252 to 1010 code for a protein of 252 amino acids. Gene Ontology annotation, molecular function: protein binding. Gene Ontology annotation, biological process: mRNA 3'-end processing.
UCUCCCGGCAUGCUCUCCUGUAGGCCAAGGAGAAGAAGAAGAAGCGUCAUGAUGGAAUCUAACGUGACAAAACCUUCGUCAGUCCAGAGUAAUAAAGUCUAAGACGUCCAUGUUUCUUCACCGGAGCUUCUUUACGAUCCGAGCCCGCUAGUAACAGCGAGAGAGCGAACUCUACAGCGGAGAUUGUCGGACCCGUCCCAAAGGUAAACUGACCACCUGGUCUCCCGUCACGGCAGGUUUAACGGGUCACCAUGGCGACGGACAUCGGAUCACCACAGCGGUUCUUCCACAUGCCGCGCUUCCAGCACCAAGCGCCACGACAGGUGUUCUACAAGAGGCCCGACUUCGCCCAGCAGCAGGCCAUGCAGCAGCUCACCUUCGACGGGAAACGCAUGAGGAAGGCCGUGAACCGCAAGACCAUCGACUACAACCCGUCUGUCAUCAGACACCUGGAGAAUCGUUUGUGGCAGCGAGACCAUCGAGACUUCAGAGCCCUUCAGCCGGACGCAGGAUGUUACAACGAGCUGGUUCCUCCUGUGGGAAUGUGCACCAACCCAAUGAACGCCGUCACCACAAAGUUUGUCCGAACCUCCACCAACAAAGUCAAGUGUCCCGUGUUUGUGAUCAGGUGGACUCCUGAAGGCCGUCGUCUGGUCACUGGGGCCUCCAGUGGAGAGUUCACUCUGUGGAACGGACUCACCUUCAACUUUGAGACCAUUCUACAGGCCCACGACAGUCCGGUCCGGGCCAUGACCUGGUCUCAUAACGACAUGUGGAUGCUGACGGCGGACCACGGUGGCUACGUGAAGUACUGGCAGUCCAACAUGAACAACGUGAAGAUGUUCCAGGCUCACAAGGAGGCCAUUAGAGAAGCCAGUUUUUCUCCAACAGAUAAUAAAUUUGCCACCUGCUCCGACGACGGGACGGUUCGGAUCUGGGACUUCAUGCGCUGCCACGAGGAGAGGAUCCUCAGAGGUACACCAGCACCUGUUACUGCCACGAUACGUUAGCCUGAGCUCACACUGAGCUCACCUAGAGUCACCUGAGCUCACCUACACUCACCUAGACUCACCUGAGCUCACCUAGACUCACCUGAGCUCACCUAGGCUCACCUAGACUCACCUAGACUCACCUGAGCUCACCUAGACCUCAGUGUAUGAAAACUGAAAUGAUGAAGAAAAGAAUCAAUAUAAAAACUGAUGAAAUAUAGAAAUA